Messenger RNA from Meloidogyne enterolobii, 463 nucleotides. The record is from the annotation of a GenBank genome assembly. NCBI's taxonomy places the organism in Eukaryota, Metazoa, Nematoda, Chromadorea, Rhabditida, Meloidogynidae.
GGAGAAGCUAAUUGAAGAAAAUCAAAAUAUUAAUUUCAAUAAACACGAACAAAUGCGAUUUAUUAAUUUGGAAGAUUUAGUAAAAAAAGACCAAAAAAUUACUAAAAAUCAAGUUCCUCGCCCUCCAAAUAAUGAAAAAAAUAAGCAAAAACAGGUUCAAGAAGUUGUGGAAAAAGUAAAAAUGCCAGAUGUUGACCCUUUGUUUUCAGCAAUGUUACAAAGACAAUAUAGAAUGGAGAAAAUGAAAAAACCUUAUAAUAAUCAAGCAAAUGAACAUUUAAAAAAUGCUGAAAAUUUGAAAGGGAAGAAUAAAAGAUUGGGCGAUUUUAAUGAAAUUGAUGAAAUGGAGAAACAAAAAGUUGGAAAAAAACCAAAAAUACCAGAUGUUGAUGAAGAUUUUAAUUUGUAUUUACGCCGACAAUAUGACGCUUAUAAGAAGAGAAAAAAUCAACGGCAGAUCUGA